This is a messenger RNA of Schistosoma curassoni, 966 nucleotides long. The record is from the annotation of a GenBank genome assembly. Lineage: Eukaryota; Metazoa; Platyhelminthes; Trematoda; Strigeidida; Schistosomatidae.
AUGUUGUCGUUACUACGGUUAGCACGGUGUUCGUUUAGUAGUGGCUUCGUAACGUCAUUAUCACGAUCCCUUAGUGGUCAACCGAAGAAAUGCGUGAAUAUCACAUUCUCUUGGAAGAAUGGUCGUAAUAAGACCGUAUACGCCAAAAUAGGCGAUAACUUAUUGGACGUUGUGUUAGAUAAUGAUGUUGAUAUUGACGGGUUCGGCGCUUGUGAAGGUACAUUAGCGUGCUCAACCUGUCACCUCAUAUUUGCCAAGGAAGAUUUCGAUAAUCUGCGUGAUCCCUUAACGGAAGAAGAACAGGAUAUGCUAGAUUUAGCUUAUGGCUUGACUGACACAUCACGAUUAGGUUGUCAGGUCAAAGUCAAUGAGGACAUGGAUGGUAUAGUUGAUAGUACUGAUAUAAAGUUGCACAAGUCUGCCAAAUCAAUCCUUACGAAACCUCUUAAAUCAGAAAAUCCAGAAGAUUUUAAACAAAAACGAAAGAAUAAAAAUCUUUCCAAAUUAAAAAAAUAUAAAAAACGUCAGUUGAAAAAGAAACAUUCAAGUAAACAAAUAACAAAUGAACGGAAAAUAAUAAAAACAUUCAAUGAAAUACAAGAAGAGGCUUUAAACUAUCUAAGAAUAUGGCAUGAAGAUUAUGAAAACUGGAAAUUUAAAAAACUUCUACAAUCCUGGUUAAUAAAAAAUGCACUAAAUAGAAAAAUGGUUCCCAGUUCGGAGUUCCGAAUAUUUAAACAGUAUAUUAAAGGACUAGUUGGAUGUGCUCGACAGAAUUUAUUAAAUCAAUGCUCAAAGAUAAUGGAGGAACAAACUGAUGGGUUGGAGACAUGUACAGAACUUGUAAGUAGAGGAGAUAUGUCACCGGACAAUAUUAUUGGUCAGCAGAAGUCAGAAUAUUCAACUGCUAGAAAACGUGCAAAGAAAAUAUUUGCAGUUUUAUCAAAGACUUCUGAUGUUCAAUAA